UGCGUAUAGCAUUAAGUUUAAACUUGUCUCAAGGAGCUUUUUCAGUAAGCAUCUACGCUCUGCGGAACUAGGUAGGCAUUAGGGGGGCUGCACCACCUAUUGUUCAUACUUAGGUACCGACGGAAACCUUUCCUAAUCAGCCUCGAUAAACAAAGGGCUCUGCAAACCCACCACAAAAAGCAGCUCGCAUUCCGUGGGAACGUCCCCUCUGCUCCAUUUACAAAAAUUUCUCCCUGCUGGUCAACAGCCCUCCUUUCAAGAAUCGCCGGCCCUUCAUAUUGAAUUGUUCUCAUUCCGCGAGAAAGGCGAAGUGUAGCAGCCAUGAAAGACACCUUUUCUAUUUCGUUCCUGUUGUGCAUGAUACGAGGAGUAGCCGGAAUAGUCUACCCUCUCCUCAACAGAAGCUUCCAGCCGCCGGUUGGAGUACACCCCAUCAAAAACGUAGACUUUCCUCUCCUUCGCCAUGACUAUUCAUCAUUGGCGGGUGUUCCCAAUAGCGCGAAGUUCCAUGACCCAAAUGUCAUGGGCAUUUGCCGCCUGGGCAGCUUUAGCAGUGACUAUGAAGCGCUUGACCCGUCCACGUUGUCGAAUCCAGCGUUGGCUUUAAUUAGCAUCGCCGACGCAUUUGCGGCCGGAUGUCCUCGCUAUCAAUAUCUGGGCUAUGCGAAUGGCUGGUACCAAGAGUGUCCCGAAGGAACAGACGUUGCAAGGAUGCUUCAGCAACCUGGGUUGCUUCCUUGCUCAACAGCGGCAACCCGACCUCAGCUCGCUCUUUGGAUUCAACUAGGCCCUGUAGACCCGUGGUGUUGCCAUGAUGUGUAUUUUGGGACGCCGACUCCAGCGAACGGAUACAAUCCGGAAGAGAUGCAAUCGAUUGUUCCUCAAACUGGCAUCUCGUCGGAAGAUGCAAUGUACUUCUUCUUCGCCAACAACAUAUCCUAUAUCAACGUCACAUCUGACGAUGCGCAUGAAAUGUAUACCAAGAUUCUCAGGUCGAAGGGAUUCGACUUUUACAUGAUCUUCCGACAAGUAGUCAGCCUGAUCUAUGUGGUAGUUGAAGUCGGGAUCAUAGUUUUGACAGCUCGUCAUGAAGGGUUUCGAAUGAAUCUGAAGUGGGGCGUUCUGAUUGGGAUCUUCCUCAUGACGCUGAUGAUGACGGCGCUGCAUGCAUUGUUCCUGGCUUUCAGAUCAAACAGUUAUCAGUUACCUACACAUGGAACUCCCACACAGAUUAGCUUGAUGUGCUUUGGAUUUAUGUUCGGCUACGAGUCAUUGUCGCUCAUGCUUUUGAAAUGGUUAACCAUAUCUUCGAAUCGCGGAACUUCCACCACACGCCAGAAGUACGCGCUGACGACGUACAGAGGUUUUAUCUUCCUUUCUAUGGUGUGGUUUCCUGUCAUCACAUGUGCUUGUGUCGUAGCCAUCGUGCGAGCGGCCGCGCUAAAUAGUUUGGAUGUCUUGAACCUGUUCUACACGCUCUGGAACACCCUAUCGGGGUCACUGGCCAUCUCCCUUUUCAUGCAUGCACUGGGGUUCCUGUUCUCCGGCUACCGCCUGACAGCCUCCCUGAAUAAGGGCAAGCAGAUGCAAGCUGGACAGAAAUCUGGGACAAAGUCGUUUCUGGCUACGGCCGUAAGGGAAGCGAAACCGUCUGUCCCGAAGGCCAAGAAUGGUUUGACGGAGACUGUGAGAAAUCUGAUGAUUGCCGUUGUGUUUGGGUGGACCAUCAUGGGCAUCGAAGUGGCGCUCGGGUGGGGCCUCGGGCUAGGCUCACGAUACGGGUUCUGGGGGUCGUUCGUAUUCUUUGACAUCUGCAUCGCGUGGAUUGCCGCCGCGUCGUACGCCGCCAUGUCAGCUGGCAUGAUGGAAACGGUGAUUGAGACCCAUGCCGGUUCACGAAACAAGCACACGCAGGGAUCGCGAGACAAGGAUGGGCCGCGCUCCACCCUACCUCGGGCUUCGACAACGGCAAAAGGAGUGACUAUGGAUGAAGCGGACUCUGAGGUUUGAGAACCCUUGUUCCAUGAGGGUCUUCUAUCGACGGGAGAUGAACUUUUAGUGCAUCGAUUUGAAUUUGAGACAUUCCUGUUUCCCGCUUGGUCUUUCAAUGAUAUCUUGUCUUGAUAAAGAAGGGGUGCUUUGUGGCGCUUUCAAGCAAGAAAGGCAUUUCUUUCAGAUGUCCGAAACUUACUGUGCUUCCCUCCAUGUAUUAGGUCCGUUGCCAGAUGCUGGUCACCUAAGGUGUCACGACCAUAGCAGAAUCCUCGAAUUCCAAGUCCUAUUACAACCUAAAUAGCUAGCUAAGUUCGCACACGGUUGCACGGCCAACUCGAAGGCCAGCCGCGUAAAGGUGAUGCACCCUGUAACAGGCGCCAUCUAAAAACCAAGGGGGAUGAUGGUGAACUAAGGAGAACUUAGGAGGGGAAGGAUGCUAUUGGGGG
Fimicolochytrium jonesii is the source of this 2441-nucleotide messenger RNA. RefSeq lists its product as uncharacterized. The record is from RefSeq and is a predicted model, not a curated record. The coding region runs from base 322 to 2010 and encodes 562 amino acids. The transcript has 13 exons. Lineage: Eukaryota; Fungi; Chytridiomycota; Chytridiomycetes; Spizellomycetales; Powellomycetaceae.